AUCACUGUAUUAGGUAUAUAUUCGUGAUAGACAGAUCGUUCCCGUAGCUCGCGGCCUUCCAGGGUUAAUGCAUUCGGGUGGGCCGUAAUUUCAUGGUCUUGUUUCAAUCUUUCCAUCGCCAUCGCGAGAGGCGUGUCUCGGCAACGUCAAGCGUGGUUACGCUGGCCCUCGUUUCCAAAAAUGAGUAUCAGAUCAUGGGUUACUUCUGCUUGAGCGUUCGGCUAGACAACAUAUGUCAAGGAGAUUCCAAGUUGAUCCUGUCACAGCUAAUGCCAGGUCAUUAUGGCCCGGUUAGAGUAAUAGUGCUGGACUGAGCGAAACUUGCAAAAAGCUAGAAGUGCUCCUCUCAUGCGCUGACAUACUAAU
Messenger RNA from Eremomyces bilateralis CBS 781.70, 366 nucleotides. RefSeq lists its product as uncharacterized. The transcript has a single exon. NCBI's taxonomy places the organism in Eukaryota, Fungi, Ascomycota, Dothideomycetes, Eremomycetales, Eremomycetaceae. The coding region runs from base 93 to 314 and encodes 73 amino acids. The record is from RefSeq and is a predicted model, not a curated record.